This is a messenger RNA of Cicer arietinum (chickpea), 1491 nucleotides long. RefSeq names its product transcription factor bHLH113. Gene Ontology annotation, cellular component: nucleus. NCBI's taxonomy places the organism in Eukaryota, Viridiplantae, Streptophyta, Magnoliopsida, Fabales, Fabaceae. Gene Ontology annotation, molecular function: protein dimerization activity; RNA polymerase II cis-regulatory region sequence-specific DNA binding; DNA-binding transcription factor activity, RNA polymerase II-specific. The record is from RefSeq and is a predicted model, not a curated record. Gene Ontology annotation, biological process: regulation of transcription by RNA polymerase II.
UCAAACAAACAGAACAGUGACACAAACGUGGUUACAAAUGUCUCUUACUCACACUGCCACUUCACACUUGUUUAAAUAACCCUCUCUUCAUUUCCCUUUUCUCCCCCAAAUUGCUUCUACAUUUCCUUUUCAACCUUUCAAAUUAACCCAACAACAACAACACAAUCCAUUCCCAUUUCUACUUUUAAAACACAAUUUUUUUUCUUUUUAAUUUAAUGGAGUCCAAGGAGCAACUUGUUGAAGUGGACCAUUUGACAACACCAACAACAGGGACCAGUUUCUCUCAGUUACUAUUAGCAGAUGACAAUGAUGAUGAGAAUCAACAAAAUGCAUUGGGUCUCAGUACUACUGUGGACCAGACUACUUUUUCCACCCCCCUUUUCUCCAUUCACAACACACCUAAAAUGCUUUGUUUUGGUAACUAUCAUCCAAAUGAAAGCGACUUUUUGCUUUCUGAAACCAACAUCACUCCUCCUCAGAAAUCUGUCAUCACUUCAAGUGAUUCUUCUUCUGCUUCUUCAUGCAAUCACACCAACACAACCUUCAAUUCAUUAACAACUAAGUCCAAUUGUUUGCAGAAAAAGCGGAAUGGGUCAGGAGGACAAGAAAUUAGUACCAAGGCAGGUGUUGAAGGACAGAGAGGUCCUAAGAAGACCAAAGCAGAGAACCCCAUUUCAACCGGACAUGCAAAGCAGAAAAAGGAGAAGCUUGGGGAACGAAUUGCAGCAUUACAACAACUUGUUUCUCCAUUUGGCAAGACUGAUACAGCUUCGGUGCUUCACGAGGCAACUGGUUAUAUAAGAUUCUUACAUGAUCAAGUUCAGGUUCUCUGCUCUCCAUACCUGCAACCUUCACAACACCUUCAAUUUCAACAUCAGCAUGGGGACGGAGAUAACAAUGGAGAAGAAGUGAACAAGGAUUUGAGGAGCAGGGGUUUGUGUUUGAUCCCUGUAGGAUGCACCUUACACGUGGCAAGUAGUAAUGGUGCUGAUUUUUGGUCACCAGCUUCAAUAGGGAACAAUGUUUCACCAUCACCUAUUGCUAAGCAGUAAUAAAAUAAAUCCAAGAUAAAUUAUAAUCAAUGAAUUAUUUAUAUAAAAAAAUUAAUCUUUUUGAGGAAAAAAAUUGCAUCUUUUGAGAAAUGGAUUUUUAUGUCUGCCCAAAUUGGAGGUGUACUCAAUAUGACAUUGACAGCUUAUUUGGAGAUAGAAGGAAGGAUGAGAAGGUAACUAAAGAGUGAUAAUAACAAUUAACAAGAGUAGUUUAAAGUUCACACAUGGGGUAAACAAAUGAAAGGUCAUGAUUUUGUCCUUAAUUAUGUAAUAUCUGUUUUUUGAGGGGUCACCUCUAUAUUCCAUAUAAGGAAUGAAAGAAGGAUAUAUUUUAUGUAGGAUUUAGGUUUGUAUGUGUGGCCUUCAACUAGGAUUUUAGGAUGCCCAAUUGCCCAUAUAUAUUUUAUUUAUUAUAAUAAUAUAUUUUUGUUCCUGUAAA